UCACCGCUUGUCGCCUCGCCAAACCGUUUCCCUUUAAUGUAUUACUGCCCUUACCCUACGCAAUAAGGAAAAAACGGGGCAAAAACAAAAGAUGAGCGAAAAUCACGUGUUUUAGUAACAUUUUUCCUUUCAACCAAGACAAUGACCGAAACAAAUGAAUCCCGAUUUCAAUUACCAAUUAAUUGCAUUGUAAUUGAACUUGAAAUAGUUGAAUUGAAGGAAAAUGUUGUAUAAGUUGUGUAAUAGUGUGGAUUACUCAUUCAAAAGGAAAAAGGUAAGGCCUAGAAGUGAAUUAAAAUUGUUUGGACAUAUCAUUCUUGUUGUGUCCGACGACUGUUAAAGACGUUUACGAUGUCCAAGCUAUUUGUGAUAGUUUUUGUGGCCACUUACUGGGUUUAUUUUAUACAUAGCGAAGUGGUAAAACGCGAAGUGUGCAAGGAGAAUGAAGUCAACGUGGAGUGCGCACAUUGCGGGCCGAAGACUUGUGACGAUCUUGGUCACCCGAUACCCUGUGGGGGCGCCACUUCGCUAUGCCGGCCGCAAUGUGUGUGUUUAGACGGUAUGGUGCGAGAUGUGAACGGCACUUGUAUACCGAAGGGGGAAUGCCCUAGCUGCAACGGUGACUUCAACGCCACGUCGGGUUGUGGCAACCACUGCGGGAACUCCUGCUCAGAUUACAAGGAGGUGAACAAAACCUGCUAUAGUGGGUGCCGGUACAACAGCUGCUCUUGCAGAGAAGGUUAUGUCUAUCAUGAUGAACUGAGGGUCUGUGUUCUGCCUGGUGAUUGUUGAAAAUUUUUGUUGCGAACUCCGAAAGUGGAAUUCAAGUAACUUGGGAAUUUGAAGAGAAAAAUUUCGAAAAAGCAAGUUUUCCCUCGCAGAUAAUUUUGAGGGAUAUUGUAAUGAAGACUGACCACCUAACUAGUAAUCUGUGACCUAACUAAGCAUUGUAGAAU
Messenger RNA from Helicoverpa armigera (cotton bollworm), 956 nucleotides. Its product is annotated as venom peptide BmKAPI. The coding region runs from base 352 to 792 and encodes 146 amino acids. The transcript has 4 exons. The record is from RefSeq and is a predicted model, not a curated record. Lineage: Eukaryota; Metazoa; Arthropoda; Insecta; Lepidoptera; Noctuidae.